AUGUCAACUACGUACAACCAGUCAGCAAACGGCUAUUCAGGUGGUGGAGGAGGAGGCGGACCUGGCUACACUGAAAAUCUUGAAUACAACGAACAAGGUGAACAUUUAGACGAAGACGAAUUUGGACGUACCGAGGAAGAAUUUUAUGAAGAUAUGCAGCGAGAAUUAGCUGAUGAUGCUCCAUGGAAAAGAAUACAACAAAAUACAUUUACACGUUGGGCUAAUGAACAUUUAAAAUUAGUUAAUCGUCAUAUUGAGGAUUUACAAUCGGAAUUAAGUGAUGGUUUAAAUUUAAUUGCUUUAAUUGAAGUUUUAUCACAAAAAAAAGUUCCACGUCAUAAUAAACGACCUAAUUUUCGUUCACAAAAAUUAGAAAAUGUAUCUGUUGUAUUAGAUUUUCUUGAAAAUACAGAACGUAUACGUCUUGUUAAUAUUGAUGCUUCACAUAUUGUUGAUGGUAAAUUAAAAUUAAUUCUUGGUUUAAUAUGGACAUUAAUUUUACAUUAUUCAAUUUCAUUACCAAUGUGGGAAUUCGAACAACCCGAUGCACCUGGUUCAGGAAGAGAUGCAACACCAAAACAAAAACUUAUGCAUUGGAUUCAAGAAAAAUUACCACCAGAAUUACCAAUUACAAAUUUUACAUCUGAUUGGAAUGAUGGUCGUGCUAUUGGUGCACUUGUUGAUGCAUGUGCACCAGGACUUUAUCCGGAUUGGAAUGAUCAAGAUCCAAAGAAUGCAUUAGAAAAUGCUAAAGAAGCUAUGGAUUUAGCUGAACAUUGGUUAGGUAUACCACAAUUAAUACAACCACAUGAAAUGAUUAAUCCAAAAGUUGAUGAACAAUCUAUGAUGACAUAUUUAUCACAAUAUCCAAGUGCUAAAUUAAAACCAGGUGCACCUAUUAGACCAAAGACAAAUUCAGCACGAGUUCGAUGUUAUGGCAAAGGUAUUGAACCGAAUGGUAAUCAUGUUGAUACACCAGCUAAAUUUCAUGUUGAAACUUUUGCUGCCGGCAAAGGUAAUGUUGAUGUUGUCAUUAUUAAUCCAAAAGGACAACGAGAAAAGUGUGAUGUGGAUUUUCGUAAUGAUAAAAAUCAAACAUAUGAUUGCACAUAUUAUCCAACAAUGGAAGGACAAUAUAAAGUUAUUGUUAAAUUUGCUGGACAAGAAGUACCAAAAUCACCAUUUUCACCUUAUAUCGAAGGAAAAGCAGGUGAUGCUAGUAAAUGUCGUGCACAUGGACCUGGUCUUGAACCAAAUGGUGUUAUGGUUGAUAAACCAACAUGGUUUGAAAUCGAUGCAAUAGAUGCUGGUAAUGGUCUUGCUGAAGUUGUACUUGUUGAUCCACGUGGUCGACAAGAUGUUGUACCUGUAGCAGUUAAACAAACUAGUCCUGGAAAAUUUCGUUGUGAAUAUGUACCACGUGAACCUGGUCUUCAUUUAGUAAAUAUAUUAUUUGCUGGUCGACCUGUACCAAAUAGUCCAUAUGGCGUUAAUAUUUCAUCAUCAUCAAUUUCAUCAUACGAUGAUUUAAGAGAUAGAUUAACAACAAGUGAGGAUGAUUAUUAUUCAUCAAUUGAAUUAGAACGAUCAAAAAGUACAACUAGUAGUGAUACAAUAUGUGCUCUAAGAUAUCAAAAUGCAUCUGACGCCAAAAAAUGUCGUGCUUUUGGACGAGGUAUUCAACCAAAAGGUGUUCGUACUGGUGAUGUAGCUGAAUUUCGUGUUAUUACAAAAGAUGCUGGAGAAGGUAUUAUGAAAGCAACAGUAACUGGACCAGAUGGUUUGGAAAUUCCUUGUCGUGUAACAAAAGCAAAUACUACAACAUAUGAAUGUGGUUAUGUACCAAAUCGUGCAGGACCUCAUACAGUUAAUAUAACAUAUGGUGGUGCUCAUAUACCUAAAAGUCCAUUUCCAGUCGAUGUAGAACCAUAUAAAGAUUCAAGAAUACGAGCAUUUGGACCAGGUCUUGAAGGUGGUAUUAUUGGUUUUCCAGCUGAUUUUGUUGUUGAAACAAAUGGUGAAACUGGUUCAUUAGGUUUUUCAAUCGAAGGACCAUCACAAGCACGUAUUGAAUGUAAUGAUAAUGGUGAUGGUUCAGCUAAUGUUCGUUAUUGGCCAACAAUACAAGGUGAAUAUGCUGUACAUAUUCUUUGCAAUGAUGAAGAUAUACCACAUUCACCAUUUAUGGCAUGGAUUGAAGCACCAGGAAAUUUUGAUUCGGAUAAAGUUAAAGCUUAUGGUCCAGGACUUGAACCAUCAGGACAAAUUAUUGAUAAACCAACAGAAUUUACAAUUGAUACACAUAAUGCUGGUGAAGCAGCAUUACGUGUUCAAGCUAUUGAUCAAGAUUAUCAACCAGUUGAUGUUCAUGUAAGAAAUAAUGGUAAUGGUACAUAUACUUGUCGUUAUACACCAAGAAAUCCUAAUCGUCAUUGUAUAUUAAUUGAUUAUGGUGGUGUUGCUAUACCACAUAGUCCAUUUCGAGUUUGGCCAUCAGAACCAUCAAAUCCAUCCAAAGUUCGUGUUUAUGGUCCUGGUGUUGAACGUGGUGUUAAAAUGAAUACUCCAACACAAUUUACUGUUGAUUGUAAAGAAGCAGGACCAGUGAUUUCUACUAAUCUCAAUCAUCGUUUUCGUUCACUUGAUUCGCUCGAUAUUGAUAAAUGUGACGAUGAUAUCAUACCAUACAAAAUUGAUGUACAAGAUUUAGAUAAUGAACAACAUUGUUCAUAUGCUUUACAAAAUGAUGAUACAAAUAAUUCAAUGCAUAUUACAUAUAGACCACAAGCACGUGAUAUAUCAAUUGCUUUAACUGAUACAAAAAAUCAAGAUGUUCCAUUUACUAUUGAUGAUAAUCAAGAUGGAACAUUUACUAUAGCUUAUACAGCAAAAUUACCUGGUGUACAUUGUAUAAGUGUUCUAUUUGGCGAUAAUGAAAUACCUAUAUCACCAAUUAAAGUUAAUAUUGAACCAAGUGUUGAUGUAAAUAAAAUACGUAUUGAAGGUCUUGAAACAAUGCCUAUUGUUGGACAACCUGCUCAGGUAAUAUUAAAUACAUUAGCAGCUGGUCCAUUACCAGCUAAUGCAAUUCAUGCUCGUAUUGUUGGACCAAAAGGUAAUACACAAGAAGCAAUUGUAACACCAGCACCACAAGGUUAUAAUCUUCGUUUUAAUGUACCUGAAUCAGGUACAUACGUAAUCGAACCCGAUGUAUGUACAUUACCCUUACAUCCAGUACAAAUCACAGCUAUUGAACCACUUGAUCCGAAUAAAGUACGUGCCUAUGGACCAGGUCUAUCACAGGGUACAGUUAAUAAACCAGCUGAUUUUAUUGUUGAUACACGUGGUGCUGGUAAUGGUCAAUUAGCUGUGACAGUUGAAGGACCAUCAGAAUCAAAAAUUGAUUAUCAAGAUAAUAAUGAUGGUAGUUGUUGUGUUACUUAUCAUCCGACAGUUUCUGGUAAUUAUAAUAUCAAUAUAUUAUAUGAAGGAAAACAUAUCCCUGGUUCACCAUUUCGUUCUGCUGUAAGAGCCGAUCUUGAUACACAUUCUAUUCGUUGUUAUGGACCUGGUCUCGAUUCGAACGGAGUAUUUCUUGAAAGUCCAACUGAUUUUACUGUUGAUGCUAAAUUAGUAACGGGUAGUGGUUCAGGUCGUGUUGAAUGUUUAUUAACAUCACCAAGUGGUCGUGUUGUACGAUGUCCUGUUAAAAAUAUGUCCGAUGGAACAUAUCUUGUUCAAUAUGCACCUUAUGAACCAGGCAUGCAUCAAUUAGAAGUGACCUAUGAAAAUAUUCCUGUUCCUGGUAGUCCAUUUCAAGUUAGUGCUGUUCCAGGUUGUGAUUCAACACGUGUACGUGCAUAUGGACCUGGUCUUGAAAAUGCAAUAACAAAUGAACCAACAAGAUUUACAAUUGAAACAAAAAGUGCUGGACAAGGUAGUCUUGGUUUAGCAAUUGAAGGACCAUCCGAAGCUAAAAUGAUUUGUAAAGAUAAUCAAGAUGGUACUUGUAUUAUGGAAUAUUUACCUACGAAAGCUGGUCAAUAUGAUAUAGCAAUUAAAUUUUCUGAACAUCAUAUACCAGGCUCACCAUUUCGUGUCAAUGUAAAUGAUCGAGUUGAUGCUAAUCGUGUUAAUGUUAAAAUGAAUUCAACAAUGCGUGCUAAUGUUUUACAAGAAAUUGUAAUUGAUGGACUAACAGCUGGACCAGGUAGUCCAACAAUUGAUAUUACUGAUAUGCAUGGUCGUCGCAAACCGGCUAGUAUUCGACCUAGAGGCGAAGGCGUUUACACUGCAGAAUUUACUCCACAAGCAGAAGGUUCACAUCGUAUUGAUAUUAAUUGGAGUGAUCAGCCAAUACCUCAAAGUCCAUUUAACAUUAAAGUACUUCCUCAUUUUGAACCAAAUAAAGUUAUUGUUGACGGAGCAGGUAUUCGUAACGGUAUACCAGCAUCACUUGAAACAAGUUUUCGUAUUGAUACACGUGAAGCUGGUUUUGAACAACCUGACGUUUCAAUUAAAAAUCCCGAAGGUCUUUUAACAUCAUCGAAAAUUAUUGAUAAUAAAGAUGGAACCUAUAAGGUAACAUAUAAACCGAAUGAUGUUGGCCGUUAUAUAAUUAAUGUUAAUUAUGGUGGUAUUCCGGUUCAUAAUUCUCCAUUCAACGUGAAAGUGGAACCAACCGGAGAUCCAACGAAAUGCCAUAUUUCGGGCAGUGGCAUUAAUCCUAAUGUUCAAGUAGGUGAAGAAUAUAAAAUAACUGUUGAUACACAUGAUGCCGGCCCGGGCGCAGUAACAUGCCGUAUACGUUCAACACUUGGCAAUGAUCUUGAUAUUGAUAUUGUUGAUAAUCAAGAUGGAACAUAUAAUUUAUUCUAUACACCACAUAAUCCAGGAAAUUAUGUUAUUAAAAUAAAAUUUGGUGGACAAGAUAUUCCAGGUGGUGAUUUUGUCAUAACGGCGGGUGAUACACAACAAUAUAUUCGAACACUACAAACAGAAUCUAUUACAACAAGUCAAUAUCGACCUGUCGAUUUUCGUUUACCUGUUGGUGGUGGUAAACUUAGUGAUAUUACUGCAUUAAUACGAACACCAACAGGUAAAUUUCAUACCCCGCUUAUUGAUGAUAAUCAAGAUGGAACUGUUUCAAUAAAAUAUCAACCAUCAGAAAUUGGUUUACAUGAAUUAGAUGUAUUCUAUCAAGGACAACCAAUAGCUGGUUCACCAUUUAAAUUUCAUGUUGAUCAAGUUCAAACAGGUUAUGUUACAGCAUAUGGACCUGGUCUUAGUCAUGGUGUUUGUAAUGAAUCAAGUAGCUUUCGUAUUAUAACUAAAGAUGCUGGUUCAGGUGGUUUAUCAGUUGCUGUUGAAGGAAGUUCAAAAGCUGAAAUACAAUGUAAAGAUAAUAAAGAUGGUACAUGUGAUGUUACUUAUUGGCCGACUGCACCAGGUGAAUAUACAAUAACUGUUAAAUUUGCUGAUAAACAUAUUGUUGGUUCACCAUUUACUGCUAAAGUAACUGGUUCACCAGUAUUAGUUGAAAAUAAUAAACGUUCACAAGUUAUGGUUGGAAAUCAAAGUGAAAUAAGUUUACGUGUAACUGAAAUCGAUAUACAUGAUUUAAAUGCAACAAUACGUUCACCAAGUGGUUUAGAAGAUGUAUGUUUAUUAAAAAAAUUAUCUAAUGGAAGUCUUGGUAUAUCAUUUAUACCAAAAGAAAUUGGUGAUCAUUUAGUAAAUGUUUAUCGUGAUGGUAAACAUAUUAAAAAUAGUCCAUUUCGUAUACAUGUUGGUUCAUCUGAAAUUGGUGAUGCUAAUAAAGUUAGAGUAUUUGGACGAGGUUUAAAAGAAGGUUAUGCUAAUCAAAUAAAUGAUUUUACUGUUGUUACACGUGAUGCUGGUUAUGGUGGUUUAUCAUUAUCAAUUGAAGGACCAUCAAAAGCCGAUAUUGAAUGUCAUGAUAAUGAAGAUGGUUCAUGUCUUGUUACAUUUAGACCAACCGAACCUGGUAUUUAUAUUGUUAAUGUUAAAUUUGCUGAUAAACAUGUACCUGGUAGUCCAUUUACAGUUAGUGUUGGCGGUAGUGGAUCAAGUCGACUUCGUGAAAGUAUUAUACGUGAACGUCGUGCUGUUGAUAUCACACAUAUUGGUAGUCAAUGUGAAUUAUCUCUUAAAAUUCCUGGUACUUCAUCAUUUGAUAUGAGUGCUUAUGUUACAAGCCCAACAGGACGUUUAGAAAAUUGUGAAAUUGUUGAACUUGAUGAUUGUAAUUAUUCAAUUAAAUUUAUUCCAAAAGAAAUGGGUGUUCAUACUGUUAGUGUUAAACAUAAAGAUAUGCAUAUACCUGGAAGUCCAUUUGAAUUUACUGUUGGUCCAAUACUAGGUGGUGGUGCUCAUAAAGUUCGUGCUAGUGGUAAUGGUCUUAUGCGUGGUGAAGUUAAUUCAACAAAUGAAUUUAAUAUUUAUACACGUGAAGCAGGUGCGGGUGGUUUAGCUAUUGCUGUUGAAGGUCCAGCUAAAGCUGAAAUAGAUUUUUUUGAUCGUAAAGAUGGUUCAUGUGGUGUAUCUUAUGUAUGUCCAGAAGCAGGUGAAUAUCAAAUUUCAAUUAAAUUUAAUGAUGAACAUAUACCUGAUUCACCAUUUAAUAUUUCAAUUGCACCACCAUUUGGUGAUGCAAAAAAACUUACAAUACAUAGUCUUAAAACAAAAGGUCUUGAUGUAAAUCGACAAUAUACAUUUACUGUUAAUGUUAAUGGUGCACGUGGUCAUGUUGAUGCUCGUAUAACAGCACCAAGUGGAGUAGAAGAAGCAUGUAUUGUACAAGAUAUGGGUGAUGAUCAUUAUGCUAUUCGAUUUGUACCUAAAGAAAAUGGUAUUCAUUGGAUACAUGUUCGUUUUAAUGGACGUGAUAUACCUGAUUCACCAUUUCGUAUUGUUGUUGGUCAAGCUAAUGCUGAUCCAGGUCGUGUAUUUGCUUCUGGUUCUGGUUUAUAUCAAGGAGAAACUAGUAAACCAUGUGAAUUUUUAAUUGAUACAACAAAUGCUGGUGCUGGUGCAUUAGCUGUUACAGUUGAUGGACCAUCAAAAGUUCAACUUGAUUGUAGAGAAGUAACUGAAGGUUAUCGUGUUACAUUUACACCAACAGCACCUGGAGAUUAUCUUAUUUCAAUUAAAUUUGCUGGUAUUAAUAUUGCUGGUAGUCCAUUUAAAUGUACAGUCGGAGGAACUGGAUAUCCACUAAGUCGUGGAAGUGGUGGUCUAACAACAACGACAUCAUCAUCAUCAUAUGUACAACGUUCAGACGGAAAAAUAACAAGUCAAACAAGAUAUGAUACUGUUGAAAAAUCAACAUCAUAUUCAUCGAGUUCAAGAAAUACUAAUUAUGCUAUUGUUGAUGCAAGUCGAGUAAAAGCACAUGGUGAUGGUUUAGAACGAGCUUUUAGAAAUGAAAAAGCAACGUUUACUGUUGAUACACGUGAUAGUGGAAAUGCUAUGUUAAUGGUGGGUGUAUUUGGUCCAAAACAUCCAUGUGAAGAAGUAUUUAUAAAACAUAUUGGAAAUAAUCAAUAUAAUGUUCAAUAUACUGUUCGAGAGAAGGGUGAAUAUAUGUUGAUUGUUAAAUGGGGUGAUCAACAUAUUCCAGGUUCUCCAUGGCACAUUGAAGUUGUUUAA
Molecule: messenger RNA, 7671 nt
Organism: Rotaria sordida
Lineage: Eukaryota; Metazoa; Rotifera; Eurotatoria; Philodinida; Philodinidae
Source: the annotation of a GenBank genome assembly